Prunus avium (sweet cherry) is the source of this 975-nucleotide messenger RNA. NCBI's taxonomy places the organism in Eukaryota, Viridiplantae, Streptophyta, Magnoliopsida, Rosales, Rosaceae. The record is from RefSeq and is a predicted model, not a curated record.
UAAUUUGUGAAUGUUCUUGUUAUCAGGCAUCAAUGGCGCCUCUCACAAGGUCAAUGAAGAAGAAAGCAGCAAACAGCAAGAGUCGCAUCAUGCAAUCUCUUCCGAAGGAGCUUUUGGUAGAAGUUCUUGCAAAGGUGGCUUCGAACUCUUUCAACGAUCUCUACUCGGCAAAGUUAAGCUGCAAGGACUUCAACAAAACGGCUGAAGAAGACUACAUAUUCCAGUGCGUUGACAUGAGCAAAUUCCCAUUGGAUUCUUGGAGGUUUGACGACAAAUUCUCCAAAUUUCUGAAACGCUGCAAAAAGUGCGGCAACGUGGAGGCCUUGUACCGACAAGGGCUUCGAGAUCUUUUCAGAGGCAAGAGGGUGCAACAAGGAAUCAUGUGUCUGAAGAAAGCAGCCUCGAAGGGUCAUGUAGAAGCGACGUAUGUUUACGGCACCAUCUUGGUGUGUUUCGGGGGAGAGGCGAAGCAGGAAGGCCUGGAGCUUCUGUAUUCUCUCAAUCAUUACAAACCGAAAGGAUUCAGCGUGAGAGAAUGCAGGGAGAGGGUUAAAGGACUUGUUUGGAACAUGUGGUCUGACAGGAAGGUGGUGGGUAAAAUUGUACAAGCCCGCCAUGAGAGUGCCGUUUCGAAAACAUGCAGCGACUGUGGAAAUAGACAGGAGGUUUUCACAGUCGAGCGAGGAUGGGAUCCUCUUGAUCAUGAAAAUUUCAGCAGCUGCAAUUCCUGUAGGUGGCAUCAAGAAGUAAAUAUUUUCUGUGAUAUAUUAAACGACAGUUGCACCCCUCUGUAUUGAAUGGAUUGAUGUGUAUGGAUAGGAUGCGUAAUCCACACCAGUUUCUCUGUUGCACGCUAAUGUUUUUGUAAGGGCAACAUUUGCCCACAUGGCAUUCUAAAUUAUUGGGGUGAUCUUGUAAACUUUAGAUAAUCAGUAAGCUCAUCUGCAAGCUAUUUAAUCAAUUUAAAACUCACCA